This is a messenger RNA of Chiloscyllium plagiosum (whitespotted bambooshark), 1820 nucleotides long. The record is from RefSeq and is a predicted model, not a curated record. NCBI's taxonomy places the organism in Eukaryota, Metazoa, Chordata, Chondrichthyes, Orectolobiformes, Hemiscylliidae.
AUGGUGAGGGAUGAGCGUACCCUCGAUGAAUCGGGAUGUGGUUGUGUUCCCUCAGGAUCCCUGGCCGAUUCCCUGAGUCAGGCCCCUGUCAGGAGCCAAUGGGAAGAUGCCGUUGAGAAAUUCUGGACGUUUAGCCGUGACCUGGCGCAGUCCACCCAUGGGCUACUCCAACAACUGCAAAUCGCCGAGGUGGACAAGCAACUCUCUGCCAUGAUCUCCGACUGCAUGUCUGAGCUUGAGAGCUCCGGAGCAGGCCUUCAGUCUGAGUUGGGACCCUACGCUGAGCAGUUGGGCUCUGACCUGCAGGAGGCGAAGGAUCGUCUGCACCAUGACCUGGAGGAGAUGCGCUCCAACAUGUUGGUCUACAUGGACGAGGUCAAGCUGGUCACCAAGCAGCACCUGACAGAGUGGCGUCAAACUGUUGGCUUGUAUCUCCGCAAGUACCGCAAGAGGCUCAACCGUGACCAGGCCACGAUCCGCGCCAAGUUCCAGGAGUACGCCGAUGAGCUUCGGAACCAUCAGAACCGUACGCUCAGUGACCUUCAUGACAUGGCCGCCCCCUACGGCCAAGCGGUGGAGAAGAAGGUCAGCCAGCACCUGAAGAGCAUCCACCAGUCCCUGGCCCAGCAGGCCGAGGAUGUCAGGUCCAAGGCCGAAGCGCUGCAGGAACACAUCUCCAGCAACGCCGCCGACGCUCGCGAGACCUUCCAGCGCAAGAUGGAGGAAAUCCGCGACUGGUUCCAGGCUGAGGCGCAGACCGUCUCCCAACGUUUCUCUGAUCUCAUUGACUACCUCCAUCAGAAACUCAACCCAUCCCCUAGUCUGGAGGGAGACCUCAUGGAGACUUCCAACUCCCCCCUCCCAUAAUUCUCUCUCUCUCUCUCUCCCCUCUCGCUCUCUCUGCUCUCCCCUCUCUCCGCACUCAGAGCCCAUUCCCGGCUAACCCCCAUUUUUCCAGCCGUCGCUCCCACGUUACCCUCUCUGUGCCCGCCUCACUCAGCCACUAUUCCACCAGGAUGGGAGGGUCUGCUGAGGUUACCCGCGGAGUCUUUGUGCUUGUAGGUUCCUGUCCUUUUGAGUCGUUAAGCUCUGGCCAGUUCAGAUGGCCCCUCCCAACAAAUUGCGUUUCAUUACCUGAGGAGAUGGGACAACUCCCCCAAACCUCCCUCUCCCCUCUCUCUACAUCGGAAACACAGUGACAGGAUUCCCUCUCUCCCACUCUCCCCAUGUUAACUACAUCGUAAAUACAGAGACAUGAUUCCCCUCUCUCUCUCUGUAAACAUGAUGAGACAAUUCCUCCCUCCGUCCCCCUCUGUGUUAACUACUGUGUAAAUACAGAGACAUGAUUCCCCUCUCUCUCUCUGUAAACAUGAUGAGACAAUCCCUCCCUCCGUCCCCCUCUGUGUUAACUACUUUGUAAAUGUGUCUUAUGAUACUUCUACCAGUCAGAAAAGUUGCUUCCAUACUGCGCUGUGCUAAACAUCUGAAAAGUAAUGAAACAUUUCUCCCCCUGCCUUAUUCGGAGCGAUAUAGUAAAUCUGAUCUACGUUUGCAUGUCUUUACGAUGCUGUACCUAAGCGUGAAACAUUUCUGGUUGUACACUGAGGAAAUCUCUCUGCCAUAUUAAUAAAACAAAACCUGAUCAGGGGAGGCUCUGCUUUAAUAUCGAGGCGAUUAUCUGGGGAUGGAGAUAACUUUCUUCUGUGUGGAAUUUCUCUGUGAAAUGUGGCCGUAACAUUACUCCUUAAGGGCUGGAGGGGUCUCAAUGGUGUGUAAGCUCAUUGUAAUGAACUCAAUUAAACAAUCCUUUCCAAUGCUGA